Molecule: messenger RNA, 561 nt
Organism: Eremomyces bilateralis CBS 781.70
Lineage: Eukaryota; Fungi; Ascomycota; Dothideomycetes; Eremomycetales; Eremomycetaceae
Exons: 2
Biological process (GO): mRNA splicing, via spliceosome
Cellular component (GO): nucleus; precatalytic spliceosome
Molecular function (GO): zinc ion binding; RNA binding
Source: RefSeq, a predicted model, not a curated record
UAUUUAUCACACGAGAUUUUCAUACACAAAAUGCUGCAAAGGAAGGACAUCGCAUAAUUCCUUGGUGUAGUGAAGACCAUCGUUCCUUGCCUCCCAUCUCCAAUACCUUCCACAUUUCCCUCACCAAACCCACGUCCUAUCCCCACUACCCAUCUCCACCUCACGAUGUCCGAACACUGGAAAUCCACCCCCAACUACUGGUGCAAAUUCUGUAGCGUCUACGUCCGCGACACCCCCUUCGCCCGGCGCAACCACGAAGCCACCGGCCGCCACCAAUCCGGCAUCCAACGCUCCCUCAAAUCCCUCCACCGCACGCAUGAGCGCGACGCGCGCGAGAAGGACCGCGCCAAGUCCGAGGUCGCACGGCUCGAUGCCCUGGUCUCCGGGGGGGCGCCGUCUAGCUCGAAGGCGGAAGGAGUGAUUGGGCGAACGGAGAGGGAUAGGGAGAGGCCACGGCAGGCGACGACGGAGGAGAGGAAGCGGCAGAUGGCGCAGUUGGCGGAGAUGGGGGUGGCAGUGCCGGAGGAGUUUCGGGGGGAGAUGGCGAUGGCGGGGGAGUGG